GAGCUCCUCUCUCUUCUCUCCGCCAAUCCGUCUCUCAUCACCGCAUGUGGCCUGCAACCCUUGACCCUGCCCCCUCUAGUAGAACACAACCCAGACAUUGCUGCAUGUGCGCUUACUCUGCUGCUGGCAUCUCAGCCGGCUUUCGAGUACCUGGAGGUGUUGUCUCAAUUACCCCUCACCCUGCACUCACUCGAGGUGGUGAGCCGAGUGGCAAAGGCCGUUGACUUGCCGCCCGAUUUCAUCCACUCAUACGUCAGCCACUGCAUGCGGUGCUGUGAGGAGACCAAGGAUAAGAGCAUGCAGAAUCGCCUUGUGCGGAUCGUUUGCAUCUUCCUACUGAGUCUCAUCCGCGAUAACAUCAUCAAUG
Molecule: messenger RNA, 367 nt
Organism: Closterium sp. NIES-65
Lineage: Eukaryota; Viridiplantae; Streptophyta; Zygnematophyceae; Desmidiales; Closteriaceae
Source: the annotation of a GenBank genome assembly